Hypoxylon trugodes is the source of this 3119-nucleotide messenger RNA. Its product is annotated as cora-domain-containing protein. Gene Ontology annotation, molecular function: magnesium ion transmembrane transporter activity. Gene Ontology annotation, cellular component: plasma membrane. NCBI's taxonomy places the organism in Eukaryota, Fungi, Ascomycota, Sordariomycetes, Xylariales, Hypoxylaceae. Gene Ontology annotation, biological process: intracellular magnesium ion homeostasis; magnesium ion transmembrane transport. Bases 212 to 2674 code for a protein of 820 amino acids. The transcript has 3 exons. The record is from RefSeq and is a predicted model, not a curated record.
GAGUUAUAGUUCCGGUAGAAAGCUACUAAAGAACUUAAAACCACAAAGCUAAACUCUAGACUAUGCGCAUAAUCAACAGUGCCCUACAUAUGUCCCUACAUAUCUCUGGGUGAAAACUUAACUUCGACAUAGUUUCAACAUUGUCUUUUCUUUUUUGUCAACCCUCUCAUAAGAGCUAUUUUCAUUCUUACAAUAAUGAUUAUCCGUCGUAAUGAAUAGCAAUCAAUUCUCUGUUCUCGGCUCAACUCGCGUACCAGGCGACCCUUCGCCAUCUUCUAAUGCGACAGGCUCGACGACUCAAACGCCCAAGAAGAAGCAUCGCGCCGGGCGAAAACAUAAGAAAUCGAGACGAAAGUCAUUUGCUGCCCCUUCAGCCGAAAUGCCGGGCGAAGGCUUACCACCAAGCCAUUCCGGCAACCCAGACGGUUUCUAUAUACAUGGGAGAAAUCUGAGUAAUACGAGCAUCGACAGCGAAGCACUUCUCGACCACAGAGAACAUCAUUAUCCGCGCCCACGACGACCCUCGACCCUCGCUGCUUCCCUCCAGCUACCACAAUCAACGAGUAGUCGGCCGCGUACAAUACAGGGUGGUCAGGCCCACGAAUAUGACGAUGAAGAGGACACAAACGAGUCGGCGCCUUUACUAUCGAGCUCUUCCCGACGUGAGCUCGACUCCUCCCGAGGAUAUGGUUCAAACGAUGGACGAUCGAGGCACGAUAGAUCUGCUAGUCGUCCCAAUUCCGUCAAGUCGGGCAAGAAACCCCAAAUAGUCCCUAUGACGCCGUCUGAGAGGUACAAUGUAAACUACCCACCUUCCAUGCCCGGGACACCUACACUGGGGCCGUCCGACCGGUUAGAUAUGAGCUUUGGGGAUAUUAUGAUGAGGGACGAACUUGCGGAGCGUACUUCUCGUCCGAAUAGUAUUCUUGAGGGGGAGACCAAUCCGCAUCGCGAUCAAUCACCCUUCGAAAGGCGCCAUACGAUCGCACUACAAGCGCAAGAGGAUGUCUGUUUUCCUCAAGAGGGAAUGUCGGAGUUGGCCGACGAGGACGUGGCUCAAGCUCGCAGUAUCCGAACCCGGCGUCGGAGACGAGACAAGUGGCCAGACCUAGCCAUUCUAGAAGAAUGGUCGAGACUCGAAAAGGAGGGCCGAAGCGAAGAAAGACGUAUGAAGAAGAUCACAGAGCCGCAAUUAGUGAAUGGUAGACUGCGGCCAGUUCACAAGGGAUGGUACCGAAUCGAGGAAGAAGCCCCGUAUCGAUUCACCUAUUUCAAUGAGGAGUUUCAAAGCACCAUUCACAGCCAGACUAUAUCGGAGCUUGUCCAGCCCGAUACCAGUUUCAAAGACCUUUUUCUUCCAGAUCCCCCGGUCUUAUCUGAUUCAUCUGACGAGGAGGAAGAUGAACCACCCAUCCCUGCCGCUAAUUCGUUUAGAAACGGGGACACGGCCACCAGGGGACCCAGUCGGCAGCCAUCUUUCACACCACAUUACCCAACAUCGGAUCUCAAUCCGAGUAGCGCUUCGAAACAGCAAGCUGCCACAUCAUCGAGCUCCUCUCGGAAUCAUUCAGGCGACCCAAGUCCAUUACGAGCCAGAUCUCCCCUUACUGGGCUAAAAUCACCUCCCGCGAACGGCGAGAAACCGCUACGAUAUGGCGAACGCCCCGUUUGGUGGUUAGAUGUUUUAAGCCCGACGGAGGCCGAAAUGAAGGUGCUCUCCAAAGCCUUCGGAAUUCACCCUCUAACAUCUGAAGAUAUCAUGCUUCAGGAACAGCGCGAGAAAGUUGAACUUUUCCGACACUACUAUUUCGUCAAUUACAGAUCGUUUGACCAAGAUGCCGAAUCAGAGAAUCACCUUGACCCGGUCAACAUGUAUGUCGUGGUGUUCCGUGAGGGUGUUAUCUCAUUCCACUUCAGUCAAACCCCACAUCCCGCAAACGUACGGCGCCGAGUUCGCCAACUUAAGGAUUUUAUGAUCCUCAGCGCUGAUUGGAUUAGCUAUGCAAUCAUCGACGACAUCACAGAUGUUUACCUACCCCUCAUCCAGAUCAUCGAGGACGAAGUGGAUGAUAUUGACGACAAAAUCUUGCAACUUCACUCUUCCUCAGAUCCUGCUCUAUCGACUUCCGACGAUAAAAAGAAACGAGAGAGCGAGAAAGGCGGCUCCGAAGCGAAUGCGGACACAAGCGGUGAUAUGCUGCGGCGCGUUGGUGACUGCAGAAAAAAGGUCAUGACUUUGUACCGCCUACUCGGAAACAAAGCCGACGUUAUCAAAGGUUUUGCGAAGCGUUGUAACGAGCACUGGGAAGUUGCUCCACGGUCCGAAAUCGGGUUGUACCUCGGCGAUAUUCAGGAUCAUAUCGUGACUAUGACAGCCAAUCUUAGUCACUAUGAGAUGAUCCUUGCCCGAUGCCACGCCAACUACAUAGCACAGAUCAACAUACGUAUGAACGAACGACAGGAGCAGACCGCCGAUGUUUUAGGCAAGCUAACAGUGCUUGGUACCAUCGUCCUACCAAUGAACAUCAUUACUGGUCUCUGGGGUAUGAACGUCUGGGUUCCCGGCCAGGAGUACGAAGGAGAUUUGAAGUGGUUCUUCGCAAUCACCGCAGGGCUACUCAUGUUUGGAAUAGCCUGCUUCGUGAUCGCCAAGAGAGUAUAUAACAUUGUCUAAGCUUAAAGAAUUAGAGCUUGGAUAUCGUAUAUGCCAGACGUACGUCUCAUCCGGGACAAGUUGGAUAGAUUCCACAAUUUUGAUACAUCAGGACGAGAGGGCGGCUUAUGUUAUAACCGACAGGAUCGUGCUGUCAGGUUGCUCGAUGACGCCCCCGUGCCACGGGUCCAUCAAGGUCCUCAUUUUCCUGGUGGCCUAAUCAGGCUAAACAUAUUGCUCACAUUUAAUAGCUGUAGAAGCUUCAUAUCAUCACGAAUAUAGAACACAAGCCGCGAAGCAUACUUCAUUGGGUACCGGAAAGGAAUGGGAGGUUAGCGUCUUUUUAAUAUCUAGGAAAUUUGACAAGUCAGGCGCUUUGUGGUUAAUUGGGCAACUUGUUUAAAUUCUACUACAUUCGAUAUAUAUAAUUGUCUAGUAUAUAAAACAAUACAGUCGUUACUUUUAA